Hippocampus zosterae (dwarf seahorse) is the source of this 2573-nucleotide messenger RNA. RefSeq names its product mitogen-activated protein kinase kinase kinase 20. The coding region runs from base 385 to 2253 and encodes 622 amino acids. Lineage: Eukaryota; Metazoa; Chordata; Actinopteri; Syngnathiformes; Syngnathidae. Gene Ontology annotation, biological process: protein phosphorylation. Gene Ontology annotation, cellular component: cytoplasm. The transcript is spliced from 11 exons. Gene Ontology annotation, molecular function: ATP binding; protein kinase activity. The record is from RefSeq and is a predicted model, not a curated record.
ACUGGCCUCUCCCAUCGCUGCAUUUAGUGUUUGCUCAAGGUUGUAAUUCCACUACUCUCCACUACUUGGCGAUAUAACACCUUUCACAAGCCAAGCCAUGCCUCCUGCAGACUUUUUGACAGACCCCAAACCCCCUCCACCGGCCCCCUCUCUCGGUCUUUCCAGCACUUUCCGGUUUCUUCUCAGUGACUAAGCCGCCCCCGCCGACUUACCGACCGACAACAUCCGCGCUCAUCCUCGGUCCUCAUCCCCCUGUGUCCAAAGAUCACGGUGCGGGUCGAGCGUGCACGCUUUUGGGGUGUGUGCGUGCGUGCGCGCGCGCGCGUGAGUGUGUGUGUAUGCGUGUAUGUGUGUGCGUGUGUGGCGUGUGAGAGCCAGUAUGCCAUGUCGUCCCCCGGCUCGUCGUUUGUCCAGAUAAAGCACGAGGACUUGCUCUACUAUGAGAACUGUGGAGGAGGCAGCUUUGGAAGCGUCUACAGGGCCCUCUGGAUUUCCAAAGACAAGGAAGUGGCAGUGAAGAAGCUUUUGAAGAUUGACAAAGAGGCGGAGAUUCUCAGUGUCCUGAGUCAUAAGAACAUCAUUCAGUUUUAUGGAGCCGUGCUGGAAUCUCCCAACUAUGGCAUCGUCACAGAAUAUGCCAGCGGGGGGUCUCUUUAUGAGUACCUCUCCAGUGAGCAGAGUGAGGAGAUGGACAUGGAGCAGAUCAUGAUGUGGGCUAUACAGAUGGCUAAAGGAAUGCACUACCUCCACGCAGAAGCUCCCAUCAAAGUCAUCCACCGAGACCUCAAGUCACGGAACGUGGUCAUGACGGCGGACAAAGUGCUUAAGAUUUGUGACUUUGGUGCAUCAAAGUUCUUGUCCCACACCACCCACAUGACAGUGGUGGGCACCUUUCCCUGGAUGGCUCCUGAGGUCAUUCAGAGCCUUCCCGUCUCUGAAACUUGCGACACAUACUCAUAUGGCGUGGUGCUGUGGGAGAUGCUGACUCGUGAAAUACCUUUCAAGGGCUUUGAGGGGUUGCAGGUCGCAUGGCUGGUGGUGGAGAAACAAGAGCGGCUGACCAUCCCCAGCAGUUGCCCGGCAAGUUUUGCAGAGCUGAUGAGGAAAUGCUGGCAAGCUGAGCCAAAGGAGCGUCCGCAGUUCAAACAGGUGCUGGUAACCUUGGAGGCUAUGGCGAAUGAUAGCAGGCUACCUGAUCAAUGCAACUCCUUUCUGCAUAACAAGGACCAGUGGAGAUGUGAAAUCGAGUCCACCCUGGAGCGUCUUCGGAAGCUGGAGAGGGAGCUCUACUCCAAGGAGAAGGAGCUAGAGGAGCGGGAGCGGCGACUUCGCCUAUGGGAGGAGAGACUGAUGGAGCGGUCCAACAUGACCCCCAGCCCCACCUCCUUACUGAUGGAUCGCUCCAACAUGUCGCCGUUCUUCAGCCCACUGUCCAUCGGUUCCACCGGUUCCUUCUUCCGCUCGCACUCUCAAGACUCCAACAGUGCGGGGAUGAGCAGCGCAGGCGUCAGCAGCGCAGGCGUCAGCUGCCUCCUCCGCACUCUCAGCAACGGCGACAGCGAGAGGGGAGGUAGCGGAAGUGCGAUCCCGGAGCGGGGGGUGGGCUCUCUGGACAGCGGGCGGCUGCACGUCAUGCUCAGAGGCUUGCAAGGGAGGUUCGACCACGAGGACAAGGAAGAGGAGGGCACCCUGGAGGAGAAGGCUUGGGGCCAGAGGGACGAAGGCGGCGGCUUGGAGGGAGGAAGGGUGCAGGUGACGCUCAGGAGCUUCCCAGGGGGGAGACUGGAGCGGGAGGAGAGGACGUGGGAGGAGGGGGACAUGGAGAGAGGCGGGAUGCAGAGGAGCAGGGUGACCACCAUCAUCCGAGGCUACUCGGGCGGUUUCGGAGAGGCGGAGGGGGAAAAAGACGCAGGGUGGGAGACGGAAAAAGUUGAUGAGGGAGGGCUGGAGGGAGGGAGGCUUCCCGCCAUGUUUCAAGGGCUCAGCGGCAGUUUAGGGGGCUUGGGGGACAUGUUGUCCUUGGACGACAUGGGGGAGAUGGACAGGCUGGGCGACGUGAACGUGGGGGACGUGGGGGUGCUGAAGCUCAGGAGUGAGAUGGGGAUGAGAGGUCACUCGGGGUUGCAGGUGAGCAUGCGAGCUUCGUCCAAUGAGAACUCUGUCAAGAGCUGCAGCGUGCGACACGGAUCCAAAGUCAACAUGGCCACCGCCGCCAUGGACAUGAUGGAGCUUGACUGGUCCGACAGCGAUUAGAAGACACGCGACGACAACACAAACGUUCGGGACGUGUAUUAAAACGGAGAUAAUACAACCUUUAGGUGUUCAAAUGUUGUUGUUUUUUUUCAAAACAAACUAAACCAAUGAGUACGUACUGUGAAGAGAAGAGAAGCAAAGAGAUGAUUAACGUCAAUGUUAAAGGCUUCACCUGUGGAAUUUAAUGACAUCCUGCGUAUCUGUGUGCGUUUACUGCUUAGUAUGUAGAUUUGUGUAGAAUUUUAUCAGAUUAACUGAUUUUGUGUGUGUGAUUUUUUUUUCAUUUUUCAAUUAAAAAAACUGAUACAAAUCUCACCUCA